Messenger RNA from Parnassius apollo (apollo), 1800 nucleotides. The record is from the annotation of a GenBank genome assembly. NCBI's taxonomy places the organism in Eukaryota, Metazoa, Arthropoda, Insecta, Lepidoptera, Papilionidae.
AUGUACAUAUUUAAACUAAGUUCAGUAUCUUCAGAAUGCACAAUUCCUAUGGUGCUUCGAAAUACAUGGUUUUCCUAUGAAAAUGGCCAGCAAACCAUUACUGAUAUAAAUGCUAGUGAAAUGACUGGAAGGGGGGUUUGUGUAAACAUAAAAGCUGACUAUCAUGUAAAUUAUACAAUGGUUUUUCGUUAUACAAACUGUUACUACUGUGUAAAAUUAAUAGCUCGCACAGUCAAUGUUUUGGAAAAGAUUGAAACAACUUGCGUUGAUGUGGCUCCUGGUGAAGAACCAACAAUUGAAAGAGUGUGUCGAGGUUUGAAUCCUGAUAAAGAGUUUAUUACUUUAUUUUCAGAAAAUUCAGUGCCAGUUAACUGUCGUUCAUCUCUGGAGGGUGUAUGGCAAUUUGCAUAUCAGAAUCGUUUCCGUUUCACAGGAGAGUGUAAUCAUCCAGAUGCACAAAUUAAAUCUUGCCAAACUGCCGGCACACAGUUUUUGAUCACCAAUCAGAAGUUCAAUAUUACAUAUAAAAAGUGCCCUGGAAUGUCUGGUACCUUUGAAGGAGUUGUUGAGUUUAGUUGCCUGGGACAUUGGUUUGUGGAUAAGAAUCAUUUCUUUGCUGUGGCCAACACCAAAGAAUCUCGGAAAGAUGAGAAGUACCGCUGCUUUCUGAAGAACAGAGAUGAUGAUUUGUAUAUUGGUGCUUCAAUUACCCCUCAGUGCAACACAUUGAAGACUGUUGAAAAAUCUCCUGAAAGAUAUCGAAUUACCCCAGUAAAGGCUGAAGUAGUUGAGCCGGGUUGUCGUUUACCUCAAAACUUCUCAGGAGAUUGGAUUAAUACAGCCAAUAUUGAUGCUGAUGUAUUUAUCAACGAAACGCACAUCAUCGAGACUUACUAUCCGGAUGAGGGACGAUACAGACGCACAAUUUACGUUUGCAGGGAGCAAAGGGACAGCAGGGUGAUGAUGGCCCGUCUCACAGUUGAUGGGUGUCAGAAAGAUUAUGUUUGUUUUGAUUUUGUGCCUCAGCACCACAAUGUUAUAAGGUACCGUAAAGGCUUAGCCAUGAUUCAGAGCAACUUCCAUACUGUAUGCUCAUGGGUUCAGUUUCCGAACAAACAACAAUGGCGAUACGAUAUUUUCCUUAAAAAGGACCCAUCGCCUAUUCGCUGUCCUGUUGCUGGUAAAUUUAACUUCACGCAAAGAGGAGAUGUGAGGUUUGAGACAAGAAUACUUGGGGGUGUGACACUAAGCCCCCGUCCCAACUUGUACUGUAAAAUAAAUAUUAGUGAUUUCUCUGUAUGUGACCCAGACCAAAAGACGAUACAAAUAAAGGAGAACUACUGUCUGUCCGUUGAUCAUUUGGGAAGACCUGUGGAUAUAUACAGUGACCCUGAUUACAAGAUGAAGUGCAUUGGGUAUUGGAAAGAAAAUUUGAAAUCUUACUUGAUCACUUAUGAUGAAUUAGAUCCUUUCUCCAAGUACCGUUGCUGGGUAUAUCAAAGGGCUGAUUUAAACAGGGUGCUCAUGUCUCAGGCACUAGGCCCAUAUUGUGAUCUAAAACAAGAUGUUACGUCGUGGAAUUAUACUGAGGGCGCUGCGGUCGCCGUUGAAAUGGAAGAGUAUGAGCGGGAACGUGAUCAGUGUCCAAUGCAUUUUGAUGAUGGCAGUGACCCAUGGUCAACUAAAGAAAACCAAAUAAGGAUAUUCACUUUUAGUUAUUCCUUUUGGAGGAGUAAUGAUGCUUCAUAUAUAGGAUUUAGCACCGUGUUGUUGAGUUUAACAUUAGCGCUGCUAAUGUAA